Molecule: messenger RNA, 1531 nt
Organism: Patiria miniata (bat star)
Lineage: Eukaryota; Metazoa; Echinodermata; Asteroidea; Valvatida; Asterinidae
Exons: 8
Coding region: 1-1467 (488 amino acids)
Source: RefSeq, a predicted model, not a curated record
AUGGCCCCUAAGUCAGUCCCCACCACUACUGGAGGGCUUAUCACCUGGGUCUUCCAAGUCAGGGUCAUCAGCUACUCUUGCAAGUACAGUCUUGUACACGGAGGGGGUGCCAUACUUAUCCAGAAGCUCAUCUUCAAUUAUGCCUUCAGAUACACCAGAUACAGCCAUUUCAGCCACCGUGCAGGACAGUUUUGCCAGCCCCGAUGGACCAUCUACUUCACAGGAUGCAGUGUCCAAGAGCUGUGUCUCAUCAGGAUCAGCAAAGUACAUUUUUGUUGUGUUCAGUCACAGAUUGUUUUCGACGCUCGUAAGAUUUUGAUGGAGCACCCAAAAGGACCUACCAUUAUAAAGGAGUACCACAAGAACAGAUACAUAUGCCCAGGUUCAAGGAUGACUCUUGUCAGCGUGCUUGUUGCACAUCUUAUUGCAAAAUGUGGAAGUUAUCCAACCAUUGAAGAGAAGCAUGCACUUGGAAGAUCAGUAAUCACCCUGUUUCCAAAUCUCUCGGAUUCGAGUGGAAAAACAGGAUACGAGCAUUUCUUCUGCUCAGCAGGAGGACAGAGUGGCUACAUACAAGACAAGCUGAAGAACAUGCGGCGCAGUCUACCUCAAUCAGCCAAGCUGAGGAUGAAGAAAGACACUCCAAAGCCUUGCCCUAAAGAGGACUUGCCUUGCAAAUUGCUACCAGAGUCGGAAGCAGAAGAACUGGAGUCCUUUUGCCGAAAUGCCCUUGGUGACCGAAACAAAACGGCCGUCACUAAAGCUAUGGCCCAGUCUGCACCAAAUAGGAGGGCAUGGAUUAAUGCAGAGGAACCCUUUCUGUCUGUAAUCCUCCAGAAGUACCCUCGCUUCAUGGACAUGCCAGAAUUGAUUGAUCAGGAUUUCAAAGCCAUCUUCAGUGAUCCUGCUGAUAACCUUUUGCAAAAGUGGGCCAAUCACGCGCAGAUGCUGCUGACAUAUGCCUCAACCUGUAAGCAGGAGAGAGUGGUUAAAGUGCACCAGGACUUCAGGGCACAAACUUCAAGGAAAACCGAAGAGCUGACAGCACUGUAUGGCUUCUUGGUCUUGCUGCGCCUGUUGCCAUCUUACAAUACCAAGGCCAAGGGUCGUGUUUCCUGUGAAGAUGUUGACAGGCUCUUGGUGAAAUUUUUUGAGGUGAAUGUGCCUUUGGAAGAGACUCUGCAUGAUAAGACGACCAAGCAACCCACCCUGGUAGUCCUCGGCACCAAAUCUUCGAUGGAACAGAUUCUGCUGAAGAUAGAAGAGUUCGGGUUCCACCUCCCAUCAACCAACAUCACAGCAGCAGUCGACCUACUGUUCAAAAGCCACUAUAUCUUCAAUCUUGAAUACUCACCUCAACUCUUCAACUUCUUUCUGUACUUACAGACACAAAUCUAUGGUCUUGAGUACACAGGCAAGUUACCUCCGAGGGUGACAGAAAUUGCCAUGGCACUGAAAGCACUUUAGAUGCAAAGCCAUGCCUCCAUGCCAUGUUAUUGCCACUAUGUUAGACCCUUUUGAGUAGAGUCCA